UUUACCGGAGAGGCGGCGGGCAGAGGCGGCGGGAUGGCUUGGGGGGUCCUCGACGUGCUCCUCGUGAUGGUCUUAAUUAUGGAAAUGCAGUGCAAAAAUCAUACUGAACGUCUAAUAAGCAGAGCACACAGUAAAUUCAUUACGAGGAGGAUCAUUGCCAAGCGGGAAAUUAGUUGUAAUCAGGAGGAAUACAGCUUAAAUGGUCAGUGUUGCAAGAAAUGCAAACCUGGUUAUGUUAAGACACUCGACUGUCCAACAGAUACUGAUAGACACUGUCGUCAGUGUGAAAAAGGAAAGGAGUACAUAAACCAUUUCAAUGAGUUGGACAAGUGUUCCAGGUGCUCCAUGUGUGACAAAAUAUUAGGUUUUGCAGUGUUAAAGAACUGUACCCCAGAGCAGAACACAGAAUGUACCUGCGCAGAGAACCAUUAUUGCACUUCAACUCCACCAUGUCGUCACUGUAACCCAUGUACCGUCUGUGAAAGUGGCGUCAUUGAAAAGCAAUGCACUUUGACUUCAGACACCGUGUGUGGAACUGCAGAAACAGGAUUUCCACAGUGGGCCACUGCUUUGAUAAUUACGUUACUGAUACUAGGAGUAGCUGGAGCAAUAAUCUGCUUUAAGAGAAGACGGAAGGGUUUUACUAACAGGGAGGUUCUCCGUGAAUCACAUCCUUCUGUUGAGAGCAAACGUCUCAUCACCUAUGCAGGUAACAGACAAGUAAUUUCUCAAAAUUCAGUAGAAGAAAAACAAAUAGACAUUGACCUGAGCAGCCACAUCACUGAUAUCGCGGAGCAGAUGACACUCAAAGAAGUCUUGAAAUUUGUUCGUAGUUGCCGAGUACCAGAACCUGUCAUAGAUCAAACCCUUCAGGAUUACAUUAAUGAUACAGAUGAGCGGAAGAUUAAGCUGCUUCAAGUCUGGUAUCAAAGGCAGGGGAUAAAAGGAGCCUACUGUACCCUAAUAAGCAGCCUGAGGGAGCUUAGAAUGUGUGCUGCAGCUGAUAAAAUUGAGGAAAAACUGAAGGCAGCGGCUCUCAGCCAUCAGGAGGGGGGACUGUCUUGUAGCAACGACACUGAGCAGAGCAAAACCUGCACUCAGGAAAACAGAAACUCUGACAAUGGCAGUGCUGAGCUAAAUAAAAUCUUUUCUGGUCAUUUGGAAGAGACAUAGCAUAGAAAACUACCCCUGACCAGAUAUUAUUUUUCUAAUAAUAGAAAUAACAAAGCUUUUAGCACUAUUUUCCUUUAAAAAAGUUUCAGGGUUUUUUUUUUCAGUUGUUAAGAACUAGGAGAAGUUUUACAGCUUAUGUACUGAAAGAUACAACGUAAGAGUCUAGCUGUAGGAUUCACUACAAGAAGAAGGAAGAGUCUUACUUGAAUAAAAGGUUUAGUCUAAAUGUAUGGUUGUGGAUUACUUAAUCAAUGUAGUGUUUUUCUUACAAUAAUAUUGUGGAAUGUUGCAUUUUUCAAAGUGAGAACUCUGGUGUGAACAGAGUAUGGAGUGCACCAGGAAAAAUACUUGAACAAGAAAACUUACACACCUGAUUAAUUUUUAAUAUAGAUGUUGUUGUAUAAUUAAAUUCUACAGUGCUGUAAAUAGGAUGUUUCCCUUGUAUAAAAGCCCCUACGUGUGUCUGUGUACAGAGGUUUUGUGUGUAUUUAUACAUGUGUAUGUAUGUGCAAGUUUUCUAGGCAAAAGCUCCCAGCACUAAGUAAAAAUUGCUGUCAUUUCCCUUGUUCCCUGCAAUGAUUUCAAGCCUUUUCUAAUGCUGUAGCCCUUCAAAGAGGCAGGAGCUGGAGCAGCAAGCUCCAAAGCAGAGGUUUUUGGAAGGUGACCUGCGCAAGCUCUGAAGUCUCCAUCUGGAAGUGUCCUGACACCAGCUUUUCUAAUGAAGGAACUGAUGUGCUGAAAACAUCAUUGCCAUUAAAAAAAAAUA
This is a messenger RNA of Calidris pugnax (ruff), 1939 nucleotides long. It is a transcript of the gene FAS, whose product is annotated as Fas cell surface death receptor. Gene Ontology annotation, cellular component: external side of plasma membrane; membrane raft; CD95 death-inducing signaling complex. Gene Ontology annotation, biological process: extrinsic apoptotic signaling pathway in absence of ligand; necroptotic signaling pathway; motor neuron apoptotic process. Lineage: Eukaryota; Metazoa; Chordata; Aves; Charadriiformes; Scolopacidae. The record is from RefSeq and is a predicted model, not a curated record. Gene Ontology annotation, molecular function: tumor necrosis factor receptor activity; protein binding. The coding region runs from base 34 to 1173 and encodes 379 amino acids. The transcript is spliced from 9 exons.